UUAGCGAGAACCAUUUUUGUUUUUCUUUUCUUUUUUUUUCCCUUUUUUGAUCAAGCGCUAACUUAUAACUAUUUAUAACCAUGCAUACUGGAAACUGAAUGUGUUUGAGAUUUGGUUUCGAAUGAGAUUUUCUACUUUCAUUCAGCUGAAAGUUUCUCUCAAAUAAUUCGCUCUUCAGUGUCAGGUUAGCACUUGGCUGGGAAAGCACACUUCUACUCGAUUGAGAUUUUACGGUUCUCUAACUUAUAGAAUUCUCCAUACUAUUUGCAGGAGUUCAUAUUAUUUUGUGUUACUCGGCUUAUUUGGAAGUUCAGACUUAGCUUCAGUUCAUAGGAUACCGUAUCAUCAAUAAGCUUGAGUUAUGGCGGACUCCAAUGAUGACUCAACAGUCAUAAGUGUUCGGAAUGUAGAGGGGGAAUCUGGUAAAGACGAUGGAGCAAGUUCAAGAUGGCCAACACUAGAGGAGAUUCUUAGUACACAUGAGGAGCCAGCAAUAUUCCUUCCAAAUUGGGAUAGAGUAUUUACGAUAUCAUGUGCAUUUGCCGUCUUCCUCGAUCCUUUUUACCCUUACAUUUUUAACAUAACUGAGGAUUGGACGUGCUACUAUUGGGACGAAAAGUUGAUGUGGGCAUUUAUUGGUUUGCGAUCAGCCGCAGAUCUCUUUUAUUAUGCGGACAUUGUUUGGUUCUAUAUCCGUCUGCGAAUUAGUCCGGAAGCAAUAGGACCUUGGAUAAGAGACCUCCGUAUAAGAGAGCUCCAUAAGCUGCUACCCCUUCUGCCUCGUAUUUUUGUUGCACUUCCCUUUCCACAGGUAGUAUUACUUACUGGAAAAUAUACAAGCUUUGAUAAUUUUGUUUUUCUAAUAUUCUUUGCUCCGGCCCAAUAUACUCUACGGGUUUAUCGUGGAUACGGACUUUUUAAGCGGGCUCCUAACACAGAAACUGGAAUAGGAAGAUGGCUUAGAGCUAUAUUGGGUUUUCUUCCCUUCAUCCUUGCUGCUCAUCUAUACGGAGCAUUGUGGUACCAUCUCUCUCUUCAACGAGAGUUAGAUUGUUGGUUCUAUGCCUGUCUAGAUGCAACGGUGGGAUGUGAUCUCUCUCAAACAUUUUAUUAUUUCUACUGUGGUACCGAAACUUACUUCGACAAUGUGCUUCUCAAUAUCACGCAUAUAAAGGCAUCAUGCCCUAUAAAUCCACCAAAUGCAACCAUAUUUGAUUUUGGUAUAUUUCUCUACGCUCUUCAGUGCAACCUUAAUUCACCAAAUCUUGGAAAAAAGUUUGUUCAAUGUUUUUGGUGGGGCUUACGAAAUCUGAGUUCUUUUGGUUCAAACCUCCAGACCAGUCUCUAUAUGCUAGAAACCUUUUUUACGGUUUUGGUAUCCAUAAGUGGCAUAGUGCUGUUUUUAAUAUAUCUCAAUUCAAGGGUACAGAUAUCGAAACAACGAUCAGAUCAACGUAAAUUGAGACAUAAAAUGCAUAUGAUGAAUCCAGAUAUAGAUUUAUGGUUGCAUAAAAACGGUCUUUCUGAUCAAAAAUUGAAGGAGGUGAUCAUGAAAAACUUACACCAGAAACUUGAAGAACACAAGGAAGUUGAUGUGGAGAAUAUACUCUCUCUUCUUCCCAUUAUACACCAAAGACGUAUCAUGUGCCGUCUCAGCUUGAAUUUAUUAAGGAACGUGGCAAUGCUUGAGAAUAUGGAUGAACAAGUCCUUAUAGCAAUUUGUGAGCGUCUGAAGCCUGUGAUCUAUACUGAAGAUGCCUAUAUCAUUCGUGAGGGGGAGCCCCUUGACAAGAUGCUCUUCAUCAUGCAAGGCACCGCAUGGAGCUACACAACUAGUUCUAAUUGCAACAUUUGCGGAAGUGCUAGUGGUUCCUCAAACAUUAAGUGCCUCGAGAGAGGUGAUUUCUAUGGAGAAGAACUUAUGAAUUGGGCUUCAAAACUUACUUCAUUAUCUGAGUUUCCCAUCUCAACCAGAUUUGUCAAGUGCCAGACAAAAGUUGAAGCCUUUGCUAUUAGGGCCAAGGACUUGAAGGGCGUUGUCACAAAAUUCUGGUGGCAUUUUAGCAAGGGGUUUGAGAGUUCUCAGUUGGAGCAAUUGGAGAGUUUGGCAAUUUCUUCCUUACGAGCAAUCCGGUGCCGCCGUCAUGCAAGGGCCAGGGCCAGAACUGGUUGAAACUACUCGAUAAGAUUAUAUCCUUCUUCUUAUAUCUCUUUCUUUGUUUGGAAAGUACAACAACUUCUUUUUAUUUGGGUUACUUGUAUAGAGUUUGUUAAGUUUAAUCCUUUAUUUGGUGUUGCUUGUUUAUUUUUAUUUUUUUAAUCAAGAAGAAAGAACUUCAUUAAA
Prunus persica (peach) is the source of this 2344-nucleotide messenger RNA. Its product is annotated as cyclic nucleotide-gated ion channel 1. Bases 362 to 2173 code for a protein of 603 amino acids. The transcript has 8 exons. NCBI's taxonomy places the organism in Eukaryota, Viridiplantae, Streptophyta, Magnoliopsida, Rosales, Rosaceae. The record is from RefSeq and is a predicted model, not a curated record.